Molecule: messenger RNA, 1899 nt
Organism: Brassica oleracea var. oleracea
Lineage: Eukaryota; Viridiplantae; Streptophyta; Magnoliopsida; Brassicales; Brassicaceae
Product: DNA helicase INO80-like
Exons: 11
Coding region: 846-1610 (254 amino acids)
Biological process (GO): DNA repair
Cellular component (GO): Ino80 complex
Molecular function (GO): ATP binding; histone binding; ATP-dependent chromatin remodeler activity
Source: RefSeq, a predicted model, not a curated record
GAACUCUUUUUUUUUUUUUUUAAUUCCUUCUCGUGACUAUUAGCAACUCUUAAGAUAUUUUGACGCCGUAUCGUUCUAUUCAUUCUCUCAUGGAUACUUCAAGAAGGCAAUCCAGUGACUCGCGUUACGCAAACCUCUUCAAUCUCGAGCCGUUGAGGAACUUCAGGAUUCCUAGACAUGAAGAUGAGAUUGAGAAUUAUUGUAGUGGCCAUGAUGAAACUAGAAGCAAUCAAGCUAACUACGGCAACGGCGUUAAACCGGGGAUAAACUCUAGCACUAAGAAGAGAAAGUGGUGGGUAGAAGCUGGUGAGGAUGAUGAUGAUGCAGAGGAAGAUGAUCACCAUUCACUUAUAUAAACUGUGAUUCUCUUGCUUUUCAAUCUUAGAGUAAGCUCUCAUUUUGCUGUUACUGUGUUCACAGGUGAGAUAUAAGGUGGCUAGAUCAUACAAAUUGCCAAGGAGUGCACCGAUUCGCACCAGGAAGAUGUCCAUAGACAUGUUGCUAUUCUGGGAGCGGUUUGACAAGCAGAUGGCAGAAGAGAGGAAAAAACAGGAAAAGGAAGCUGCAGAGGCAUUAAAACGCGAACAGGAGCUUCGAGAGGCACAAAGGCAGCAACAGAGGCUCAAUUUUCUUAUUAAACAGACUGAACUUUACAGUCACUUCAUGCAAAACAAAACCGAUUCAAAGCCUUCAGAAUCCUUGUCGAUAGCAGAUGAAAAUCUGGUUGACAAAGAGCUCCGAGAACCUGCAGCAGCAGAACCUUCUGAGGUGGAGGAUCCGGAAGAGGCUAAAAUGAAGGCAGAUGCCCUGAAAGCUGCCCAAGAGGCAGUGUCUAAGCAGAAAAAAUGACAGAUGCAUUUGACACUGAAUCUAUGAAGUUACGGCAAACUUCUGACAUAGAAGGACCACCUAAUGAUGUCUCAGUCUCUGGCUCUGGCAAUAUAGACUUGCAUAACCCAUCUACAAUGCCUGCUACAUCAACAGUUCAGACUCCAGAGUUGUUUAAAGGAACUCUAAAAGAAUACCAAAUGAAAGGCCUUCAGUGGCUAGUCAAUUGUUAUGAGCAGGGUUUGAAUGGCAUUCUUGCUGAUGAAAUGGGCUUGGGUAAGACUAUUCAAGCAAUGGCGUUCUUGGCACAUUUGGCUGAGGAGAAAAACAUUUGGGGUCCAUUUCUGGUUGUUGCCCCUGCUUCUGUUCUUAACAAUUGGUCUGAUGAGAUUAGUCGUUUCUGUCCUGACUUGAAAACUCUUCCAUAUUGGGGAGGAUUACAAGAACGGACAAUCUUAAGAAAGAAUAUCAAUCCCAAGCGUAUGUACAGAAGGGAUGCUGGUUUUCAUAUUUUAAUUACCAGCUAUCAGCUAUUAGUAACCGAUGAAAAGUAUUUUCGCCGGGUGAAAUGGCAAUAUAUGGUGCUAGAUGAGGCCCAGGCAAUCAAAAAUUCCACCAGUAUAAGAUGGAAGACCCUUCUUAGUUUCAACUGUCGGAACCGAUUGCUUCUGACUGGUACUCCAAUUCAGAAUAACAUGGCAGAAUUAUGGGCCCUGCUGCAUUUCAUCAUGCCGAUGUUGUUUGACAGUCAUGAACAAUUUAACGAGUGGUUCUCAAGAUGAAUCGAGAAUCAUGCUGAACAUGGAGGCACUUUGAACGAGCACCAGCUUAACAGACUGCAUGCAAUAUUAAAGCCAUUCAUGCUCCGACGUCUCAAAAAGGAUGUGGUUUCUGAGCUAACCACAUAGACAGAAGUUACUAUACACUGCAAGCUCAGUUCUCGACAGCAAGCUUUUUAUCAGGCUAUUAAGAACAAGAUUUCUCUGGCUGAGUUGUUUGACGGCAACCGUGGGCAUUUCAAUGAAAAGAAAUUAUUGAACUUGAUGAAUAUUGUCAUUCAACUCAGGAAGG